AUGCCUGCAACAUCUGUACCAAAUCACAAACAGCUCCUCUAUGAGCCCAUCAUACUCGAGCAUGCUCUCAAAGAAUCAUGUCGGAGCCACCGCAUUUUGUUCAGCGAACCAACAGCAAAGCCCAAGAACAAUCUUGAGACCCAAAGACAGGCGUUUCAGUCUUUUGUCGACAAGCUCUCUCAGGUUUGCGACAAUCGCCGGGGAGGAGAUACCGUCACCUCGUUCGCUAUUCUCAAGGGCCGCGAUGGCCCUAAGUUCGUCUUUGGGUCCAAUGCGAGGAACCACAAUGAUCUCAUCGAAGCUCAGGAGUUCGUUCAGAACCUUGUUGAGUUUGUCGGAGAGAACCCAGAGAAACUCAAGGAAAAGCCUCUCACGAAGCGGGUGUUGUGGAGAAUUCUUCUCUUCAACCUUCCUCGUGUUCAGGCGUAUCUGGAACAGCUAUCGAAGAGCCUUAAAGAUUGCAUCAAAGACAGUUACAGACGACAGAGAUCACAGACCUCUUCUUCUGAGCUCAAGAGACUGGAUGAAGUCACUGGCGAGCUCCGACUUCUCAAGGAAAAAGCUGAGUUUCCGCAAGACAUUGCAUCCUCCUCACUGCAGGAUAAGUUCUUGAGCGACUGUGAGAAGCUUAUCAAGGCUAUUCUCGCAAUCAAGAACACCUCGAUGGAUAAGGCCAUCAGAGACAACGCCAAAGACGGAGACCUCACCAGCUCUGAGGCCUGGUGCGAGCUCCGUCACUAUCUCGGACGUCUCUUGUCGUUCCGCCAAGCUGCGGAAGUCAUCGUAGGAGCCAGUGACCGCUUCAAAUCGAUGUUCAAAGACUUCAAAGUAAUUGCGGUGCCAUCGAGUGAUCGAAUUCUGAAGCCUAUUCCGAAAUCGUCUUUGGUUACGGCCGCAUCCAUCAUUCGCAACAUGGCCUCAGACGAUGAAGACAUGCAAGCGCUUCUCGCGAAUGCGGCAGACAUGCAAAAGCUCGGCCUUGACGAAUUCAUCCGGAUACAGCUCUGCAAGAGAACUUUCAGGCCUUAUGUACACGCCGAGAUACUUGUCCAUGACUACCUCCUUCGUCAUGCCGAAGAAGAGUGCUGGGACUACUGGAACGGCUGGGAGUACAUCGGUGGAAGCAAACCAACUUGCAGACUGUGUCAUUACUACUUCACCUCACACCCAAACAAGGUACCGGUCAGAGAUACGCACUUCAAUCUCUACCCCAACUGGCGACUCCCGGGUAUGUUCGAGAACAACGACACUACUGUUUCUGAUGCGAGAAGUUUGGAACUUCUGCGCAAGAUCAUUGAUAGUGUUCGAGACGACGCUAAGGACACGCUGGAGAAGAAGUCUCCCCGUGGCAAGAAGCACGAUUCCGACACCCAUUCCACCGUACCGGUGUACUACAAGUACAUCAAUGACGACUCCAUCAGCCUGGGCGACGCUCCCUCGCGAGUGCCUCGUAUUCUGCUCAGAUCACAGUCUCGGAAUGGUACGUACCCAACAGUGGACGAUGAUGACGGUUUCAGUAUGGUUGGUGAGAUUGACCCUGAGGAGACUGACGAUGAGAAUGGGGGUGUUACUGUGCUUUCUGGGUAUUUGUGA
Messenger RNA from Colletotrichum karsti, 1593 nucleotides. RefSeq lists its product as uncharacterized. NCBI's taxonomy places the organism in Eukaryota, Fungi, Ascomycota, Sordariomycetes, Glomerellales, Glomerellaceae. The transcript has 3 exons. The coding region runs from base 1 to 1593 and encodes 530 amino acids. The record is from RefSeq and is a predicted model, not a curated record.